AUGGUGACUGAGCCUCAGCCUCAGCCUCAUACUGUGUGUUAGUCCAAGCAGGGGGAAAAUACCAUUGAUGUGUACUGGCUGUUCGAUGAUGGAGGUGAGUUUAUUACGUUGUUAAUUCCCUACCUGCUCACACGUAAUAAGCGCUGGGCAAGGUGCAAGGUACUUGUCUUUGUGGGCGGAGACAUCCUAGCGAAGGGAGGAGCAAAGGAAAGAGUGAUCAUGGCCCUCAUCGGCAAGUUCUGCCUUGGUUUCCAUGACGUCAAAGUGCUGCCUGAUAUCAAUGGACGACCACAACAUGAACAGUAUGGUUCCCUGUCACUCACUCUCUACUCUAUGAUUGUGUCUUAUUCAGCACUGUAUUGUCUUAUUCUUAUUGCGAGGAGGUUUGAGGAUCUGAUAUGGACCUACAAGCUGAACACCGACCAGAAGGAUGGGCAUAAUACAUGUUUUGGAAUUUUGACAGUAUCAUUGUUCUCUGCUUACUGUACCUCCAUAUAUGUGUUUUUGCUCCAGACCCUUCAACAGAUUCGUCUGAACGAGGUUCUCCAAGAUUACUCAAGGGAUGCAGCCAUGAUUGUUGUGUACAUAUUUUGUAUUUACAAAACAGAUGUUUUUAUUGCAUUCAUUGACUUCAACCCACCCCAUCCCAUUACAAAGCCCAUAAAGGUGAGAGGGAUAUUGGAGUGAUAACUGAGCUAUGUUCUCUUAUUGACAGAGCUAUAAAAAUAG
Messenger RNA from Salvelinus sp. IW2-2015, 729 nucleotides. NCBI's taxonomy places the organism in Eukaryota, Metazoa, Chordata, Actinopteri, Salmoniformes, Salmonidae. The record is from RefSeq and is a predicted model, not a curated record.